Molecule: messenger RNA, 142 nt
Organism: Dentiscutata erythropus
Lineage: Eukaryota; Fungi; Glomeromycota; Glomeromycetes; Diversisporales; Gigasporaceae
Source: the annotation of a GenBank genome assembly
CAUUGUCGUACAAUACUGUAAAAUUUCAAUUUCCUUGGAAUAUGUGAAUAACAAAUCUUUGGUCCUAAUGACUUACCUUUCUUCAAUACUAUAUAUGGGUAUUGUAAAGUUAGGACUGGUUCUUAGUCAAAAUAAGGUUAAG